This is a messenger RNA of Eurytemora carolleeae, 1065 nucleotides long. RefSeq lists its product as uncharacterized. Gene Ontology annotation, molecular function: protein binding. The coding region runs from base 166 to 1065 and encodes 299 amino acids. The transcript has 10 exons. Lineage: Eukaryota; Metazoa; Arthropoda; Copepoda; Calanoida; Temoridae. The record is from RefSeq and is a predicted model, not a curated record.
AAUAUAGAAAAUAAUGCAAAUGACACCAUUUGGCUAGAAACAAAUUUUGAAGAAAUUUGCUACUUUAAAAAGCCCAUAUUGUUUGUGAAUGUUCUGCGGAGGUUUGAUGAGGGGAAAUUGCUUUGCAAAGCUCUAGGCAAUGGGCAACUUAUUGAUUUUGAAAAUAUGAUGAAUUUUCAGAGAAAAUCAAAAAGGUAUAAAGAUUACACCGGCCUCUCAAAGUUUUGGAUUCCAUACUCUGAUGAAGAAAAUGAAGGAAGUUUUGUGAAUAUAUACAACAGCUCUAAUCCAUUGUCUCUGAAAUGGAGCUCUUCCCCAGAAUGGGGACAAAGUGACCCUGAACCAAACGGAUUAAGAAGACAGAACUGUGUUACUGCAGAAUAUCAAACAACCAUAGAAGAAUUUGCUGUUUUUGACAGGGAAUGUAAUUUAGAGGAAUAUGGGACUAUUUGUCAAAAUGAGGAGUUUCCUACACUAAUAUUAAGAGGUCUUUGUUCAAAUUCGGGCAUAACCACCAAUUUCUUGCCACUUUUUACGAAGCGAUCUGGUCUGAUUUUCCGAAAGUCAAUGGGACCAGGACCACCAACCGAUAUUUAUUAUGAAAUGUCAACAAAAGAAUGGGUUAUCAGAGUUCUAGGAAAAUCUACACUGGCCAGGAUGAAAGGGGAGUAUGAUGAGUUACCAUUAGGCACUAAUAUAUGGUCGAUAGAGAAUGAUAUUGAAAAAUGCAACAAUAAUAAUAUUUCCCUGAGCCUAGUGUCAUGUAUGAAUACACAAUUUAACUGUUACAGUGGACAAUGUAUUUCUAUGGAAUUAAGGUGCAAUGGUAAAUCUGACUGCCAAGAUGAAAGUGAUGAACAAGGAUGUAAAACUAUUAUUUGGGGAGAAGGACAAUAUCAGAAAGGAAUUGUCCCAAGUCCAGAUGAUCCAAGCUUGAGAGCCAAAGUGCUGCUAUCUUUUGCAAUAGAGCGAUUGUAUGAGAUUGAUGAUUCUGGAAAUAACUUCAAAGCUAAAUAUGAGAUGUCAUUAGAAUGGUUGGAUCCAAGGAAGAGUCACAUUAAAUAA